Messenger RNA from Puntigrus tetrazona (Sumatra barb), 1587 nucleotides. Its product is annotated as amine sulfotransferase-like. Gene Ontology annotation, biological process: sulfation. Gene Ontology annotation, cellular component: cytoplasm. Bases 132 to 1043 code for a protein of 303 amino acids. Gene Ontology annotation, molecular function: sulfotransferase activity. The record is from RefSeq and is a predicted model, not a curated record. Lineage: Eukaryota; Metazoa; Chordata; Actinopteri; Cypriniformes; Cyprinidae. The transcript is spliced from 7 exons.
UUUUUUUUUUUUUUUAUUUACCAAAUGUUUUAAAAUACAGCUCCUUAUUUAAUCAGAACAGACAACCUGCAAGUCACAGGACGGACAGGAAUAUCACGGUCCAGAGGAGAGAGACAGACGUACAGACAGAGAUGGCAGAGGGUUGCGACCACAGCAGUUGUGAGGCUUUUGAAUAUAAGCUGGUUCUUCACAGGGGUUUCAAAUUGAUAUCUGGAAUCCACUCUCCUGAGGUGGUGGAUCAAAUACAUAACUUUGAGAUUCAAGACUCCGAUGUCUUUGUCAUUACUUACCCAAAAUCAGGCACUAUUUGGUUGCAGCAAAUCCUCAGACUGAUGGAGGUCAAGGGAGAUGUUACUGCGACAAAUGAUCAGCUGAAUUCUGAGUGUAUCCCAUGGAUGGAACUUAUAAAAUCUGAGCAACAGUUUGUUUCUGCCCCUUCUCCUAGGAUCCAUGUCUCUCAUCUACCAUAUAAAUUCAUGCCAUUUGGAUUGAAACAAAAGAAGGGCAAGGUCAUCUACGUAGCCAGAAAUCCAAAGGAUGUUUUGGUGUCUUACUUCCAUUUUCACAAAUAUGCAAAUAUGCUGGAGACCCCAAAAGACUUUGAUGAUUUUUUUGAGAAAUUCAUGAAAGGAAAUGUUUUUGGUGACUGCUGGUUUGAGCAUGUCAAGAGCUGGUGCUCCCACAAAGACGAGAUGAACUUCUUGUAUAUUACAUAUGAGGAGAUGAUCAAGGACUUGCGGUCAGUGGUUGAAAAGAUUGCUUCAUUCUUGGGAAAGAACUUGACACCACAGCAGCUGAAUAAUGUUGUUGAGCAAAGUACCUUCAAAAUUAUGAAGAACAAUCCUCAGGCCAAUUACCAGCAUAUCCCUGACAUUCUGCUGAACCACAAGCUGGGAUCAUUUAUGAGGAAAGGAACUGUUGGUGACUGGAAGACCUGCUUCACCGAGGCACAGAAUGAGAGGUUUGACAAAGUGUACCAACAGAAGAUGAAGGACGUUCCUCUUACCUUCAUUUGGGACAUGAGUGAGCUCAUCACACCAUGAUUUAUUCAGCAGGGUUUGAAAUCAGAAAAAAAAACCCACAACACCCCUAAUUGUUGUGAUUAGUAAUAUAUGCAAUAUUAAGUACAAACCGGUAUCUUAUUUGUUUCCUGUAUUGUAGAAAUGUAAAGUUCAAGGAAGCUUAAGAGACAGAAACCAGACCUAAAUCACUGCUGUCCUCUUUCAGGACACUUUUUUAGCAAUUACCAUUUGAAAUAAGUGUUUGUAUAAAAAUAUUAAAUUAUAAAUCUGUUGCUUGUGCUUUUUCUUUAAUUAAACGAACAACUGUUUCAGCUAAAAGCUAAAUGAAAGAGUUAAAUAUUAAUACAUAUAAUACAAUAAAUUUAAUGUCAAUUAGACACACUGAAGUAGUAUGACUUAUAAGAUUUUAAUACUUCAUUUUUUUUUUUAGCAUCAAUUUAAUGUUGAACCUUUUUGUUAACUGCUUUUAUUGUGUAUAUACAGAGAGCAUGAAUGAUUGGUCACAUCUCUGGAAAACAUCAGCCUUAUGUAAAUCUUGUGUAAAUAAAGCCAUUCAGCAGAAUAA